This is a messenger RNA of Linderina pennispora, 225 nucleotides long. RefSeq names its product HIT-like protein. Gene Ontology annotation, molecular function: catalytic activity. The record is from RefSeq and is a predicted model, not a curated record. The annotation marks the transcript as partial. The transcript has a single exon. NCBI's taxonomy places the organism in Eukaryota, Fungi, Kickxellomycota, Kickxellomycetes, Kickxellales, Kickxellaceae.
AAGUACUGUGUGUUCUGCCACCCACUGGACCGUGUGGUCUACGAGGACGACGAGCUCAUUGCCUUCCACGACAUUAAGCCGGAUGCGAGGCUGCACCUGCUGGUGAUUCCGCGAGAGCACUUUGGCACCGUCAAGGAACUGACAAGCGGCGAUAUCCCGAUGGUCAAACGGAUGCACGAGCUGGGACAGCGCCUGCUGCGCGAGCAGGGAUUCGAGAGCGAGAAC